UUGAUCGACACUAAAGGCGCAUGGAGUUUCCGAAUCUUGGUAAUAGGAAAGACCGGUGUCGGAAAGUCUUCACUGAUCAAUCAGGCAUUCGGAGUAGAAGAAGCUCUUACCUCACAUGACCGGCCGGGCGACGCCAACAUCAAUACCGAGUUUAUCUCAGAACAGAACGAUAGGUUUGCUCUCCAUGACAGCAAAGGUUUUGAACCGGGGGAAGAAGACAACGUCAAAAUCGUCCAAGAUUUUAUUCAACAUCGGAGAUUUGAGCCUGCUUUGAAAGAUCAACUGCAUGCUGUUUGGCUUUGCUUUGAAAUACCCCGUGCUGGCGGGCGUUUACUGGAGACUGGCACAGAGACGUUUCUCACACUGAAGCGUGAUGGAAAGCUAGGAAACAUACCAGUGGUCGUCGUUCUCACCAAAUACGAUAUGCUCCUCGACCGCGUGGAGCGUACUCUGGAUAACUCCUCUCUCAAAAGGUUGAGGGAGGACGCCCUCAAGAAACUUGUCAAGAAAAAAGCAGAUGCUGAGCUGAAAGAUAUUUGCAUCCGACCCCUACAGAAAUUUGCCGGGCGUCAUAUACCCCACGCUGCAAUAUCUACCAAAGGACGACAUAAGGAAACACUGGCCCCUCUGAUCCAGAUGACCGAAAACCUUGUCCGUCAGCACUUUGCGCCCGAGGCCUCGGUGAUGACCUCCAUCGCCCAGCGAGUAGACCCCAGACUCAAAAUAAAUGCAUCAAUUGAGGUCGGCAAGAGAAGAUAUUGGAAAGUGUUGGUAUCAAGCGCAGCAUUCAAGAACUGUGUGGUACAGGACUGUCUGAAUGUGCUUCACACUGACAUCGUUGCUGUGUGGAACUUCCACGACCCUCAUUGUCACUUGCACAGCAAAGAGUUCAGGACAUUGAUCGUGAACAUGGUCGAUAAGCUAGAUGAUGAACCAGCCAAUCCUGCCCAGACCAUUGCUAUUGGGCUCCCCAUCGUGGGUACUAUUGCAGGCAUUAUGUCUGCGCUGGCGGGACCUGCGGCUCCCAUCGUGGUACCGAUCGCAGCAAGUGUUGUUCUUGCCUUAUGGGUUCGCGAUGUCCAUGUGGUGCUUAGGCGCUUCAUGUGCUACCUCAUCGACUUAACCCUGGUGUUGCAAACACUUUAUCUCGUGUCAGAAAGCCAUGAACUAUCUCGCAGGGCUAUCAAGCUUGCCGUCGCUUCUUACCUUGCCUCACCAAUGAGCGGAGAAGUUCACACCAAGAUUCAGGAGUAUGAUAGGGGAUUGACGUUCCUUGAACAUGCAGAUCGCAACACAUUGGAUAAAAUAAUCGAGCUGAUGCAAUUCUAUAGCAUCGGUGCAGAAAGAAUUUCCGAACUUCAGGCACAGAUUCCAGCUGUGGGUUUGUUUUUGGAUGAACCAUGGGAAGUCAAGAAGCUGUAG
Suillus subaureus is the source of this 1422-nucleotide messenger RNA. RefSeq lists its product as uncharacterized. The record is from RefSeq and is a predicted model, not a curated record. The transcript is spliced from 11 exons. Gene Ontology annotation, molecular function: GTP binding. Lineage: Eukaryota; Fungi; Basidiomycota; Agaricomycetes; Boletales; Suillaceae. The annotation marks the transcript as partial.